AAAAUCGUGUCCUGAACAGAAACCCACUCACCACUUCUGACACCAUGAGCUUCUACGGCAGGUCCUACGGAGGCCUGGGCUUCAGCUAUGGAGGCUUUGGCGGCCUGGGCUAUGGCUAUGGAUGCGGAUGUGGCAACUUCCACAGACUGGGCUGUGGCUCUGGACACAGAGGCUAUGGAUAUGGCUCUGGACACAGAGGCUAUGGAUAUGGCUCUGGACACAGGGGCUAUGGAUAUGGCUCUGGCUAUGGAAAUUUCAGAUAUGGCCACCCAUCUUACUAUGGUGGCUAUGGCUUCUCUAGCUUCUACUGAACUUGUGAUCUAGUAAAACAACACAUUCUACAAUUAAUGGAUUUGCUAAAACAUUCUCAAGUCAGUCUUCUGAGGUUAUCCUAUGUUGUUUAAUAUAUAAAAUCUAAACAUUUCAGAGAAUUCUUUGUUAUAAAUGUUACAUCAUCUCUCCUUGAAGCCUUAUUAGAUUGCCUAACAGCUCAUUUAUGUUAUAUAUUUUCAAUAAAUGAUAUAAUUUGAAAUAGAAAAUAUGGUUUCUAUACCUCAUUUAUAUGUAUAUCCACAUGUCAGUUUUACUAAUUGUCAAGUCUGAUACAAUACACAUUCAAUUAUAUGCAUAUGCUGCAUGUAAUACA
Molecule: messenger RNA, 646 nt
Organism: Oryctolagus cuniculus (rabbit)
Lineage: Eukaryota; Metazoa; Chordata; Mammalia; Lagomorpha; Leporidae
Source: RefSeq, a predicted model, not a curated record